This is a messenger RNA of Volvox carteri f. nagariensis, 2167 nucleotides long. RefSeq lists its product as uncharacterized. The annotation marks the transcript as partial. Lineage: Eukaryota; Viridiplantae; Chlorophyta; Chlorophyceae; Chlamydomonadales; Volvocaceae. The record is from RefSeq and is a predicted model, not a curated record. Gene Ontology annotation, molecular function: guanylate cyclase activity; peptide receptor activity. The transcript has 6 exons. Gene Ontology annotation, biological process: receptor guanylyl cyclase signaling pathway; cGMP biosynthetic process; intracellular signal transduction.
GUCUGUUGCCUAUUUGGGCAAUGCCGUCGGGCUGCCAGCGGCGCCUGGUUUGGGUCUGAUGGAUCCAGAUCACGUGCUACAUCGGAUCUUUGCGUACGACCCGCCAGCGCUGGACAGUUUGUGGGAUGCCGUACGAGCCGGCAAGACGUGGAGCGGUCUCGUCUGCAUGCCGUCACACCUAGAUCUCCGGGGCCUGCGGGACGCCGCCAGCGCCGCCGCCAAGUCCACGUCACCAUGCGCCGGCCAACGCGCCCUCAGUGCGGCCGCCGACGCCACAGCUGCCGUCGUCCCCGAAAGCAUGCCAUGGAGCCAGGGGCUGUUGUACGGCGGCGGUGGCAGCGGUGGAGUCGGUGGCGGCGGCGCUGCCGAUACGGACGUCGUGGGCUUGCUGCUACAGCAGCUGCAGCGGCACGGGAGCGGAACGGGCUUGCGGGUCGGUGGCGGCGCGACGGCGGCUACAGCUACGUGCGCCUCGGCGGCGGCGGUUGCUGUACCUGUCGGCUCUGGACGAGGGGUGGGGGAGAGGAGCACAGCUGUCGUUACCGCGGCCGCCGCUGGCUGUGGCAGCGGCGACAGCGGUGGCGGCGGCGGCGGGGGCUCCUGGGGAGUCGGCUGGGUAUCGCAUCUGCCGUCCGCCAGCUUGCCAUCGCCACAGGCGCCGCCGGCCGAAUGCAACGCCAGCGCCGCCGGUUCACUCUCUCCUGACGUGGUGGCCACUAUUACAGGGCCGCCGCCGCCGCGAGCUACUGCAGCCACAGCCGGGGGCAGUAGCGGUGGCGGCUGCAACAACAGCGGCAGCCGCGGCAAACCCGUUAUGAAGCUGCCGCGCAACGUCUCGGCACCCACCUUUCACAGCGUUGCGAGCUCUAGUCGUCCUCUGCCGUCGGUACUGGAGGCGGAGGCAAGCUGCGGCGGCAGCGUUUGCGGCAGCGGAAGCGCCGCCGCCGUCAGCGUGGCGACCCUUCUGGCGCACCGUGCCAGCUGGAACGCCGACCAGACAUUCCCAGCCCAAGCUGGAACGUCGCUGUACGGCAGCUCUCCGUUGACGACGCCGUCAAGGCAGCUAUCCACUUCGGCGUCCGUCGGUAGCGGCGCAGCUGGCGGCGGCGGCGGCGGCAGUGCAGGACUGUUUGGUCCUUUGGGCCUGAUCCACAGCCCUUCUUCAGCUCAGCUGUCGUACUGGGCCAACUCCCGCCGUACACUCAUUCACAGGUCAAACAGCCUGGCGCAGACGGAGUACGCCCUGGACGGUAGCUACCGCGCCAUGCGGAUUGCGGCGUCAGCGGCGUCUCAGGGCCUUCUAGGCCAGGGGCCUACUACUGCUUUCGCUGGCGGCGGCGGCGGGUGGUCGUACGGCAGCGCUGACGGCCUUCAGUGCUGCAGCCCCCGCGGCUUGGAUGCGUCCCUCGCGGAUCAGAUGUCGGGUCCCAAGUUUGUGCCGCCCCUGGUAGCUAGUACGGCAGCGGCAGCGGCGCCAGCAGCGACGGCCGCGCGGAGAGUCCUAAGCGCCAGCGUGACGAGCGUGCGAGCUUCAUGCGGCGGCGGCGGCGGCGGCGGCGGCGGCGGCGGCGGCGGCGUCCGAGGAUUCUCUGUGUCGAGCGGUGCUACGACCAGUUUAGCGACGGCGGGAGAGGAGCUCGCGCAUACCGCGAGGCGGCGGCGGCGGCGCCGUCACCGCUUCUGCCCAGCUGAGCUGGAGGUUAGACAGGUCUUAGAUGCUGAGCACCGCAUCCUUGAAGAAGUCUUUCCGAGACACGUGCUGGAGGUGAUGACGUCAGACAAGUGCCGUACAUCGACUUUUGGCGGCGGCGGCGGCGGAUGUCCCUCCCUGCUCCCCAACGCGCAAUCAGCAUUGGGCUCCAGCUACAGCCACAGUCACAGCGUCACCUCACCCUCCACGCCCUCGUGUGGUGGUUUCGGAGCCUUGAGCGGCGCACAGCAGUACAUGGCGAGAGCGCAUGAGGAGGUGACGGUGCUAUUCGCAGACAUCGCCUCCUUCACCAGCAUGUGUGGUCAGGUUCCGCCCCACCGAGUCAUGGCGUUCCUCAACGACCUCUUCACCACUUUUGACCAGCUGGUGGAAGCAUCAAGUUUACAAGGUCUAGACCAUUGGAGAUUGCUACAUGGUGUGCGGCGGACUUGUAGAAGAGGACGCCGAGGGAUUCAG